Pseudovirgaria hyperparasitica is the source of this 2850-nucleotide messenger RNA. RefSeq names its product alkaline phosphatase-like protein. Bases 1 to 2850 code for a protein of 949 amino acids. Gene Ontology annotation, molecular function: mannose-ethanolamine phosphotransferase activity. Gene Ontology annotation, cellular component: endoplasmic reticulum membrane. NCBI's taxonomy places the organism in Eukaryota, Fungi, Ascomycota, Dothideomycetes, Acrospermales, Acrospermaceae. Gene Ontology annotation, biological process: GPI anchor biosynthetic process. The transcript is spliced from 2 exons. The record is from RefSeq and is a predicted model, not a curated record.
AUGUCUUGCUACUGGUCUUCUUCACCUGGAUCUUGUUGUUGGCACCCUAGCUCGUUCUCGAAAGCCAUUGUCAUACUCGUCGAUGCCCUUCGCUACGAUUUCACGGUCCCUUUCACGCCGAAAGAUGGCGAGACUGCUCACCACUACCAUAAUGCCCUGCCCUUCCUAUAUGCCACGGCCGUUAAGCAGCCGAAUAAUGCAUUUCUCCUCCCUUUCAUCGCAGAUCCGCCCACUGUGACCCUUCAACGUUUGAAGGGAUUGACAACUGGAACACUUCCUACAUUCGUGGAUGCUGGUUCCAACUUCGCAGGUACGGCCAUCGAUGAGGACAAUCUGAUAGCCCAGCUACGUACAGCUGGGAAGAAUGUAGUUCAUCUUGGAGAUGACACUUGGCAUGCAUUGUUCCCAGAUUACUUCGACCCAGAUUUAACGAGGCCAUUUGAUUCCUUCAAUGUCUGGGAUCUACAUACGGUAGAUAAUGGCGUAAAUGAGCACUUAUUCCCCUUAUUACAUCCUACGAACAUAUCAAAGUGGGAUGUAGUGAUCGGUCACUACCUUGGUGUUGAUCAUGCUGGCCACAGAUAUGGCCCUGACCAUCCCGCGAUGACAGCAAAGUUGCAGCAGAUGAACGGUGUCUUUCACGACUUGGUUAACGCUGUAGACAAUGAGACCUUGGUUGUCGUUAUGGGUGAUCAUGGUAUGGAUUCCAAAGGCGAUCAUGGAGGUGAAUCAGACGACGAGAUCGAGGCUGCCAUCUGGAUGUACUCCAAGAAGGGCAUAUUUGGACGUACCUCGGUCUCAUCUCUGACACCACCAGCGACCGCUAAGGAGAGACCGGUGGCUCAAAUCGAUCUCGUCCCAACAUUGUCUUUGCUACUUGGUCUUCCCAUCCCUUUCAAUAAUCUUGGACGUCCAAUCGACGAAGCUUUCAUUGGCGCGAAAGGAAGCGACAUAGGGAAUUUAGCAUUGGCCAAUAGAGUCACUUCUGCACAGAUACAUCGAUAUCAGUACGAAUAUGCUCAAGCUCGAGGCCUCAGUGACGAAUCACGGUCUACUUCUCUCGACGCAUGGACAAAGCUGACUGAAAUCUGGGACCUGAAUCAGAGAGUCAUCCUUCCUGGUGGGCAAGACUGGAAAGGCAUUUACACAGCCGCUGUGGAGUAUCAAACCGCAACCCUCGAGAUAUGCCGUGCAUUGUGGGCAAGGUUCGAUGUCGUGAGUAUGCUCCAUGGUGUUGAAGUUUUAGCGCUAGGUCUAGUUGCUCUCGUCGUAUACGCUCGAGGUAUCAACGGUGACCGCACCGAGCUAACACCACUUCUUUUGAUACGUGCGACUAUCGGGACUGUUGCUGGGAUCGUAGUUGGAUUGACUUUGGGGCUCUCAAUCCCACAAUUCCAGCUCAUCCAUGCGACUGUCUAUUGCACUGCAAUCGGCGGCUUGCUCGGCCUCGCCACGGGCUUCUACCAUAUACGCAAUCGCCUCCAGUCCCCUAUUCCCUCAUCAGCCUGGUCCUGGACAUCAUUGAUGUUGCCUGUUGCGCUGUCCGCAGGCUUCGCCGCCAACUCCUUCACGAUUUGGGAAGACGAGAUCCUCCUUUUCUUCCUCAACACCUUUGGCGUACUGCUUUUCCUAUCCUCCUUCCGCCAAAAGAGUCCUGUCGACCGCACCAUUGGCUGCACACAAUCAAUUGCAUUCACGGUACUCACGCGCUUGGCUUCUCUCUCCCGGCUCUGCCGCGAAGAACAAAUGCCACACUGCAGGUCCACAUACUACGCCUCCGCAAACUCUUCAACCUCCGCAACAUGGCAACUCACCAUUCCAUUCAUCCUCACACUCGCCCUUCCUGCCGUCAUAAAGACAUAUUUCGCUCAGACCCUCUCAUACCAACACUCCGCAACGUUCAUGGUCGGCUUCAUCCUGCGUCUAGGCCUGGCGCUCACAGCACUCUUCUGGACGCUCGACGCUGCCGAUGACGGCGAAUGGUUCGGUGGCUCUACCCAGGCGUACCUCAAGACCGUCAAAGUCUUCGUCGCGCAAGUCGUUCUUGCCAUCGGCCUUGCCGCCGGAUACGCGACGUUCGGGUGGGCGGCGCCCCUGCUCAACAUUCGCGAAGAGCGCAACAGCAGCGCAACCGAGCUGCGCUCUGCAUCACAGCCCAUCGAGACCGGCGAGGGCGAAGCAAAAUCCUCGAUCAUAAUCCUGGGUUACGCAAACGUUCACGGCAGUCGCUAUCUCCUUCUCUUCAUCCCAUGGCUGGUCGCCGUAAUCCUACUCCAGAAACCAAUGGGCGGCGGCGCGAUCGGGAUUCUCGCAUGGCAGGUGCUCAGUCUACUCGAGAUCAUUGACGCAAACCAACUCGCCGACACGCCCGUCGGACCGGUAGUUCUCGGCUUGCUCGGCUCAUUCCAUUUCUUCAAGACCGGGCAUCAAGCCACGUUGUCGAGCGUACAAUGGGAGUCGGCGUUCAUUCCACUGCACUACAUCCGCUAUCCAUGGAGUCCGCUCUUCGUCAUGCUCAACACAUUUGGCGCGCAGAUCCUUUGCGCCAUAGCAGUUCCCGCGACCGUGCUGUGGAAAGCGCCACCGAAGAAGAAAGGUCUCCUGGGCGAUGUCGCAAAGGCGAUGGCGACGCACAUUCUAUUUUACGCUCUUAUCAACCUUGCAACGACAAUGUGGGCAGGCCAUUUGAGGAGGCACUUGAUGCUAUACCGAAUCUUCAGUCCGCGGUUCAUGGUGGGUGCGAUUGUACUGCUUAUUGUAGAUUUGGUGGGAAUACUUGUCGCUGUGGGUGGGACAAGGUGGAGCUUCAUGAGUGUUGCGGAUGUGUUUGGAUGGUCAAGUGUACAGUAG